GAUCUUGACCUCACUAAGGUCUAUUUACAGAAUAUCUAAACGAUAUUGACAUUUUUAAAAACGAUUAUUUGCCUCUAUUGUAAUAGAUUGUUGCUAAAACAAAUAGUAUAUAAGAAGGAAGCAUUGGGCGUGCCUUUGUGCUCUUUCCUGCACCUGUCCUGCUGACAUUUCACUCCAACGCACACUUAGAAAAGAAAGUCCACCUGAUUUUGGCUUCACAUCUCACAGUUCCAACAGGUCUGUGUUAUUAUAAUGUCUCAUACUACCAUCACCGUGCAGCCAGGGGUGAAUGUGCCUCCUGGUGUUAAAGUUAACACAUGGCACAGUGGCUUGUGUGACUGCUGUGAGGACAUGAGUGUCUGCUGUUUUGGACUCUGGUGCCCCUGGUGUUUGAUGUGUACUACAAGCCAGGAGUUUGGAGAAUGCCUUUGUCUCCCUCUGCUGGAUAUGUGCUUCGGGACCCUCAUCCCACCUGCCGCUUACUCUGUACGAAGUGCCAUGAGAGAGAGAUACCACAUCCAGGGCACAAUGUGUGAUGACUGUUGCGUGAUGACCUGCUGUAGAAUCUGUGCAUGGUGCCAGAUGGCCAGAGAGCUGAAGUUUCGCAGGCAGCCCCAAGUGUUUGUGAACCCACCGGUGAACGUGACCUUCCAACAACCGCCAAACACAUCCUGCCAGCCGUUGGUGAAUCAGCCCUACCAGCCACCUCCGAUGAAUCCGGCAUACCAGCCGCUGCAGCCUAAUAACCCCCCUGUGUAUGCCCAUUCUUCACCCUGAUCUAGCCCUUAGGGUGUGGGACUGUAAAGAGCUGUUUAUGUUACAAAUAUUCAAUAGAAUUCUAUAACGCCAGUCUAUUUUCUCUAGUAUCUGUUUAUAUAUAUUUUUAUAGUUUUAAGUGCACUUUACUAUGUAUAUUUGAAAGAAUCAAUAUAUCCAAUGUUCAGCAUCUACUUGUAUGUGUUCUUGUUUCGCUUGAAUACCUCAUUAAACUAAUUAUGCCCACUCAUGCCCACUAAUUUAAAAUUUAGCCUUCAUUUAGCCUUCAGCACAAAGAAUAUUAAAAGUUAGUGUCUAGUCUGUUUGUUUUUUAAUUUACAAAGCCAAAUGAUUUUACUGCAGCGACAUUGUGUCACAAUAAAAGAAACAAUAACAGUUGAAAACUUAAAUACACUUUAGAUAAGUGGCAGUAAACAGUCAGUAAGUUAGUAAAUGAGCAAGUAAAGGAUGUUAUUUCCCAACAUUCAUACACUCAGUCAUACACAGUCACUGUCUGACAGAUCACCAGGACAAUGUUCGGAAAUAUCCUGUAUUCGCUCAGUGUCUGAGUAUGCCUUUGUGCUGUGGUGUUGAAUCGCUGGUGAUUAAAUAUUAUCUUCACUUUA
Molecule: messenger RNA, 1382 nt
Organism: Tachysurus vachellii
Lineage: Eukaryota; Metazoa; Chordata; Actinopteri; Siluriformes; Bagridae
Gene: ponzr6
Product: plac8 onzin related protein 6
Exons: 4
Coding region: 253-777 (174 amino acids)
Source: RefSeq, a predicted model, not a curated record